AAAAGAAAAGAAAAGAAAAGAAAAGGAAAGUGCGUCACCAUUCAGCACGUGACAAGGUCUCGCGAUAAGGGGGCCAUGUGAUUCUACGCAGUUUUACCGAUAAGUCCGUAUAUAGCAAACGUAUACGAUAACGUUAAUAUUAUUUGAAUUUGGUGCUAAAUUCACAUUAUUGGGCGAUUUACAUACGAACAAGGUUUUUACAGUCAUGAGGCGAAGUAAAGCUGAUGUUGAACGCUACAUUUCCUCUGUACAGAGCCUCUCUCCGUCUCAAAAAGAGAAGCCAGUAAAAGGAUUUUUAUUUGCCAAGUUGUAUGCUGAAGCCAAGGAAUAUGAACUCGCAAAAAGACAUGUUGCAGAAUAUUUAAGUGUGCAGGUCAGGGAUCCCAAAGCGCACAGGUUCCUUGGCCAGCUACAUGAACAAGAAGGUGAAAUUGAAAAAGCUGUUGGAUGUUACAAGCGUUCAGUGGAUCUGAACCCAGCUCAGCGAGACCUGGUUCUGAAAGUGGCUGAACUUCUGUGUGGUAAGCCGGUACUUGACAGCAGGGCAGAGUUCUGGGUGGAGAAGGCUGCCAAACUGUUGCCUGGUAAUCCUGCUGUCUUUGACUUGAGGGAAAAACUGCUGAGCUUGCAGGGACAGCGAGGUUGGAACCAGCUAUAUGACCUGCUGCAGUCAGAGCUCCAGCUUCGGCCCUCUAAUGCCCACGUUAACCGUAAACUGGUGCAGCUCUACUGCUCUGAUGGGCGUUUAGAGGAUGCAGCCAGACACUGUCUAGAUGUUGAAAGAUCUGGCGUUUUGAAACAUAACCUGGACUGGCACAAAACAGUCAUUCUCACUCUUCAGGAAUAUCUUGCUCAACCCAGUGUAUCAUCUAAUGACAAGGCAUGUCACACAUUUCAAAAGGAGUUUUUGCUGGCUCACUGCAAUGUGCUGAGACUCACACUUGCAGAAAAGGGAUGCCAAGAGAGCCUGGACGCCCUUCAGAUAUUCGACCAAGCUAUGCAGACGUUGAAAAACACUGCCACAAAUGCAGCUGGUGAGUUCUUGGAGGUGUUCACAGAAAUGAGAGCUCACCUGUAUCUUUAUGCUGGGACCCUGCUUCUGAAGAUGGCCAUGGAAAAGGAACAGCAGUGGAGAGCUGUUGUUGAUUUGGCGGCUCUUUGUUACAUUGUGGCUUACCAGGUUCCCAAGCCAAAGACAAAACCUGCUAAAGGAGACCAGGUGACACCCAAGCCUCCUUUGGAGGCAAUAGCAUGUUAUCGACAAAGCCAAGCGGGCCACAUGCUGGUAAAUUUGAACCAAGAUACGGUGCACUUUGUUAAAGAGGUGGUGGAGGUGUUUGGGAACAGGAGCGGACAGGACAGCCUGUUUGAGAUGCUCUUCAAUAUGCAAACCUCUGGCCAUUCAUUUAUUGAGAAUGAUGACAUCUCGGGCAUCAGGACACAGGCACCAGACAUGAAAGAACUUGCCAAGUCGGAUAGUGGUUCUGUCUUGCACUGUGGGGAUUUGCAGCAUUUAACAUGGCUGGGCCUGCAGUGGUCCAUGAUGGGCCAGAGACCUGCCCUGAAAGACUGGCUUACACAGCUCUUCCCUCGGCUCACUCUGGAGACAUUCAAACUGGACACCAACACUCCAGAGUCCAUCUGUCUGCUUGACCUCGAAGUCUUUUUAUGUGGUGUUAUAUUCACAAGCCACACUCAAUUACAAGAGACUGAGAAGAUUUCUGCAAACUCCAGACUACAUGAACCAAAAUGUUUGCCCUUGCAGCUCAUGAGACUCUUAUCCUCAGAGAAACAAAGGGAGUGGUGGGAUGCAGUCUACAGUCUCAUUCAUAAAAAAGCAGCACCUAAUAUGUCUGCUAAACUGCGAAUGAUUGUCCAGCAUGGCCUGAGCACUCUGCGAGCUAGAGAGAAACAUGGCCUUCAGCCUGCCUUGCUCAUCCACUGGGCUAAGCAUCUCAGCGUAAUGGGAGAUGGAGUCAACUCCUACUAUGACCAGAAGGAGUAUGUUGGCCGCAGUGUCCAUUACUGGAAUGUUGUGCUACCCUUGCUUGAGAAAAUAGAGAAAAGGAGAACUAUUGCAGAACCUCUUGAUCCCUUGUUCAUGCAUUUUAGGAGUAAGGAUAUACAGGUGUCUGAAGUCAAAGGCUAUGAAGAAGAGGCCGUGAUAGCUUUUGCUACUCUCCUUGACAUUGAGGGCAAAACUGAACAAGCCAUCGUAAAGCUUGAGAACCUCAAUUGCAUCUCCUCCCAUUGGCAUCUUGCUCGGAUCUAUCAGAGGCUUUCUGAGGAGGCAGGGAAUGGUGUUGAAGAAACUCGAGACAUGUGUAUCAACUUUCUCCAGCAGUUCAGGAAAUGCUUAUCAAAGAUCUACAAUGCCAGUGCAGACGAUGUGGAGAAGCUACCUGUGUCAAUGGAGGAAAUUAUAGAUUUACUCAAUGAUGUCAAUCAGCAACUUGGAGAAAACAGAGAGGCUAUGGACCAAACUGAUGGAGGACUUGCAAUCACCUCUAGCCCAAGACUAUUAACGGAAGCAGACGUUGCUUUGCCUCACAAAUUCUCCAUGUCGUCCCCAGCCAAAAGUGUACUCUCUCCCUCCAAAAGACCAGUGUUUUCUCCCAAGAUGGCUCCACAUUGGGCAGAAGAUCAGAAGUCAAUCUUACAAGUGCUCUGUCAAAAGGUUGAGGCAUUGAAGAAUGAGGUACAUGACCUGAGGCAAAAUGCGUCAGAGGGCACGGACUCCCAUUAUCACAGGAAUGUGUAUGCAGGAAGUUAUUCUGGAGAAGCCCUUCAGGAACAAUUUCCAGCUGCACAAACAUUUCCUGGAGUGCCACUUACAGUUGCUACCACAGGUCCCUCAGGCUAUUACAGUCAGUCCCCUGCAUAUAAUUCACAGUACCUUCUUCGCACUGCUGCUAAUGUAACCCCAACAAAGGCUCCAGUCUAUGGCAUGAAUCGUCUCCCUCAGCAGCAUAUGUAUGCCUACCAGCAGCCAGCACACACCCCACCUCUUCAAACAACCACUUGCAUAUAUCCUCAAGACCAGGUCUUUGGUACUCCACUUAGGUUUGAGUCACCAGUCACAGCCUUACUCUCCCCCUACAGUGAAGAAUACUGCAGUCAUAAUGUUUCCCAGCCUUCUGCUAAUCCAACAUUGCCGGAGCCUGGGUACUUCACUAAGCCACCCGUCACACCUGUACAGUCUUAUAAGAGCAGUGAAGCUAAGUCUGUUGACUUGAAGAUGAACUUUGGUCAGCAAAUUCCUACUGAAACUCCCAAAGUUCCCAUUUUUGGUGCUGCAGCAGCAGCCCAGACAACCCCAGCAGCAGCUUCCUUUAAAUUCAAUUCAAAUUUCAAAUCUAAUGAUGGAGACUUUAUCUUUUCAUCAACCCAGGGGAAAAACAACAGUGAAAGCCUUUUGGAGCUUCUGACUUCAGAUAUUCCUCCCAGAACUGAAGGACUUUCAGCUCUGAACCUUCAGAAACCAGACCACACGCCCAGCCAUGGUGGUGUCUUCACUUUUGGGAGUAAAACUCCUUCAGGAUUUCCAUUUACUGAUGGUGCCCAGGGCAAAACCAAUCUUCUUGGAAAAUCUGACCAAACAUUUGGCUUUGCAGUACCUAGGACAGGAAACACAGAGGAAAAGGAGAAAUAUGAGGAAAGUGAUGACAGCACCCACAUUGAAGAGGAUGAGGAUGGACCCCAUUUUGAACCCAUUGUCCCACUGCCUGACAAGGUGGAUGUAAAAACUGGUGAAGAGGAGGAAGAGGAGAUGUUCUGUAAUAGGGCAAAACUGUUCCGUUUUGAGGCAGAAACAAAAGAGUGGAAAGAAAGAGGCAUUGGUAGUGUCAAAAUCCUGAAACACAAAACAUCGGGCAAAUUUCGGUUGUUGAUGAGGAGGGAACAAGUUCUGAAAAUAUGUGCAAAUCAUUACAUAACUCCAGACAUGGUUUUGAAACCAAAUGCUGGGUCUGAUAAAUCAUGGGUAUGGCAUGCUAUUGACUAUGCUGAUGAGAUGCCAAAGAUGGAACAGCUGGCCAUUCGCUUUAAAACUGCAGAUGAAGCAACAUUAUUCAAAUUAAAAUUUGAAGAGGUUCAGAGAGCUACUCUUAAAUCUCUGCAAAUGCAAGAUCAGCAGAAGGAAAAUGACUCCAAACCAUCCACCGUUGAGCAAACAAACAAAAAAAUUGAUCUAAAAACACAAUUUGCUAAGAAGGAAGGUGAAUGGGAUUGUGAUGUCUGCUGUGUAAGAAAUGGCGCCUCUUUCAAGACAUGUAUUGCUUGUAACACUCCCAAUCCAUGUGAUUUUACACAAGCUAAGCCAGCAGAGUGGUUCAGAAGCACCUCUGCUGUGACACCCUCUACUGGAACAUUUACUUUUGGACUUGGUGAAAGUUCUAAGGGUGUCAGUACUGAUACCAGCAUAAAGGGAUUUGGAUCUCAGAUUCCAUUUUCAUUCAAAUUUGGAACCCACACACCAGUUCCACCAACCAGUCAGUGUGACAAAAAGCCUGCCCAGUGGGAACCUUCAGCAGAUAAUGCUGUCAUACCAGAAAAUUCCUCUGUGCAUGUUGUAAGCAGCACUUCAAAUGUUGCACCAUCAUUUGCGUCUAGUUUUGCCUCUCAGUUUGCUAAGAAACCAGGACAGUGGGAUUGUGCCACAUGUUCAGUGAGGAAUGAGGCCUCUGCAAACAGUUGUGUUGCAUGUCAAACAUCAAAUCCAUUAACCAAAACUGUUAGUGCACUGGAAACUGUCAAGUCAUCACAAAGUCCAGCUUUUUCAUUUGGAACUGGAUUUCUCAAAAAAGAGGGACAAUGGGAUUGUGCUGUCUGCUUAGUCAGAAAUGAGCCAACUGCCACAAAAUGUAUUUCAUGUGAAGCCCCAUGUGUCGGUGAAAAAACUCAGUUGCCUCAGAGUGGCUUGGAUGCGUUUGGAAAGAAAAAUGGCCAGUGGGAUUGUGAUGCGUGUCUAGUAAGAAAUGAGGGCACAUCCAGUCAUUGUGUGUCCUGCCAGGCUCCCCAUCCUAAAAUUUCAGUUGCACCAGCCUUUAGUUUUGGCAGUAUGGUUAACCAACCUGCUACAAGUUUUAAAGCCAAAUUUGAUUCUAAUACCACCUUUCAGUUUGGUCAGAGUAAGAAAGAACCUGCAUCGUUUACAUUUGAAUCUUCUGCACCUCAGGUUGAAACAUCAAGCUGUAAAAAUGACCCCUUUUCAAUGUCGGUACCUUCCAGUGGAUUUCAGUUUGGUAAUACAGUAUCAGAAUCAAAGCUAGAAGAUGGUCAAGUACAAAGUGGGUCUGCGUCAGUGUUUUUGAAAAGUAUUGCUGAACAACACAGGGAGAAAGAAAAAGUAAUUUCUUCCACUUCUGUUCCAUCAAUGGGCAAGACUAGUAAUGAUGACAAUCCCCUCGUUACAGGAAAGCUCAAUACCUUAAGUUUUGCAGACCUGGCAAAUUCUUCACAAGGUGACUUUCAAUUUGGCCAAAGUGAUCCAAGUUUCAGAGGCUUUGCACGAGCCGGUGAACAACUUUUCACUUCAUUUCAAAACCAAAAGACAGAUACCCCUGCUAAUCAGGAGGAGGAGGAUAUGUACAAAACCGAAGAAAAUGACGAUAUCCAGUUUGAACCAGUGGUUAAGAUGCCUGAGAAGGUUGAUCUGGUUACUGGGGAAGAAGAUGAGCUGUGUCUGUACACACACCGUGUUAAACUCUUCAGAUUUGAUGGAGAAACACUUCAGUGGAAAGAACGAGGUGUUGGGAACCUUAAAAUUCUUAAAAAUAAUAAAAAUGGGAAGCUUAGAGUUCUUAUGAGGAGAGAGCAAGUGUUGAAAGUAUGUGCUAAUCACUUGAUCACUACCACAAUGAACUUAAAGCCCCUCCCUGGAUCAGAUCGUGCUUGGAUGUGGACAGCAAAUGACUUUUCUGAUGGAGAUGCCAAGCUGGAACAGUUGGCUGCCAAAUUCAAAAACCCAGAACUUGCAGAAGAGUUCAAGCAGAAGUUUGAGGAAUGUCAGCGACUCCUUUUGGACAUUCCUCUACAGACUCCUCACAAGCUUACAAAUUCUGACAGAACUGCACAUCUAAUACAGAAAGCUGAGGAGAUGAAGUGUGGUCUCAAAGAUCUCAAGUCUUUUCUGACAUUUGAUGGAAUUAAAGGCAGAGAAGAAGAAAGCAUUGCUACAGCUGUAAGUGACACCUCAGAACUCCCAAUCAGACCACAUCGUGAAGGCACUGGAACCACUUUGGAAUGGGACAAUUAUGAUUUCCAAGAAGUUCAUGAUGAAAGUACAAACACAUCUAUAUAUGCCUCUCCACUAGCUAGCAGCCCACUACAAAAAAAUUUGUUCCGUUUUGGAGAAUCAUCUACUUGCUUUAGUUUCAAUUUCAAGCCUGUUCUCAGUCCAUCAAAAUCCCCAGCUAAGCUAAGCCAGAGCAGGAUUUCUGUCGGCACAGACGAUGAACAAGAAACGACUCAAGAAGAGGAAAGGGACAGCCAAUUUUUCGAGCCAGUUGUGCCCAUGCCUGAUCUUGUUAAGAUUUCAACUGGUGAAGAGAAUGAGCAGGUUGUGUUCAGUCACAGGGCAAAGUUGUAUCGCUAUGAUAAAGACCUUAGUCAGUGGAAGGAAAGAGGUAUAGGAGACCUCAAAAUUUUACAAAACUAUGAUACUAAACGCACGAGGCUUGUGAUGAGACGGGACCAGGUCCUAAAAUUAUGUGCGAACCACUGGAUAACUUCAGAUAUGAACCUUGAGGCCAUGAAAGAAAAAGCAUGGAUCUGGAUUGCCUUUGAUUUUGCUGAAGGGGAAGGAAAAGUGGAGCAGUUAGCUGUGCGCUUCAAACUGCAGGAGACUGCAAAUUCCUUCAAAGAAUGUUUUGACAAAGCCAAGGAUGCCCAAGGAAAGAGAACUUUGCUUGUAGCUGAUCCCCCUGUGUCAACUUUGACUUCAGAAAAGACCAUUUGUGGUAAAGCUGCUAUUUCAGUUCUUGAAGAAACCACCAGAGAACAGACUGAACAGCCUUCUAAAAGCAGCCACACACCUAGUGGAGAAAUGAUAGUAGCUCACAGUCCAGAAAGCACCUCUAAAACGGUGGUCUCUCCCCCUAAGUUUGUUUUUGGCACAGAAUCGGUACAGAAAAUCUUUGGGAGCCCAUUUUCAUCUGCAGAGAGAACUCCCAGCACCGCAGCCGGUUCCAAAGAUAAGGUAUCAAGCAGUUCAGAUGCAAAAACAUUGGGAAGAGGAUCAAGCUCAACAGCAACUCCAUUCAAAGUGCCAGAAAAGGGAUUGGAUUUUAGGCUUUUUAAAGAUAACCCUAUGGCUUUUUGGACGUGCACAUCACCCACCCAAUUUGAACCUCCAGUUCCAUCUCAAACUCAGCAGGAUGUAAGGAAUGAUGAGGACCAGUGUGACUCGGAUGUUGAAAUUGUAUUUGAACGAAAGCCGACUGCAGAGCUAGAGGAAUUUGCCCGACAGCUGAUGCUCCCACCUGCAUUUUUUCUUUAUAAAGAUAAGCCAGGGUACUUCAGUGACGACAGCAAUGAUGAAGAUUAUGAAACUGCAGUUAAAAAUCUGAAUGGAAAGUUGUACCCUGAUUCUGGUGCCUCUAGCUCUGCACAAACCUACGAGGAUGUAAAAGACACAGAAUGUGUGCUUGUCUGGGAGAAGAAGCCGACCCUGGAGGAGGAGAGAAGGGCCAAGAUGCUUCAGCUCCCUCCCACGUUCUUCUGCGGGGCGGGUAGUGAUACAGAUACUGAGCCAGAUGGGCUAGAGGACUUUGGAAUAGAGCUACAAAAGGUCCAGGAAGCUCAGAGCAAAAUGAUCUGCCAACAGCAUUCCUGCUCCGCUGAUGGGCACACUAAGAGCAGUGAAGCCCGUAAAGAAAGCAGCAAGGCUACCACAGAUCGCACUGCCAUAGCUGAUGAUGGAAGUCCCAUUGAUCUCUCUACUAAGAACUAUGAAGCUGAAGCAACAAAUCCUUCCAGUACCUGUCAAGAUGCCCCUAUUACCUUUGAAUUUUGCUCUCAAGAUGGUCCUUCAUUUGCAGAUUUGGCAAAGAAUUCUGGUGAAUUUGCUUUUGGCAAAAAAGAUCCUAACUUCUCCUGGGCAAAUGCUGGAGCAGUGGUGUUCAGUAGCAGCUCUACAGCAUUGUCCCGUGAUGAGGAACAGGAGGAACAAGACAGUGGUGAAGAUGUUUCUAACAAUACAGAGAUUCACUUUGAACCUAUUGUUUCACUGCCAGAGGUUGAGGUGAAAUCUGGUGAGGAGGAUGAGGAGAUUCUCUACAAGGAAAGGGCAAAGCUUUAUAGAUGGGACCGUGAUUUGAACCAAUGGAAAGAACGUGGUGUUGGUGACAUCAAGAUUCUCUUCCACCCAUCAAAAAAGUAUUAUCGCUUGCUUAUGAGGCGUGAACAGGUCUUAAAGGUGUGUGCAAACCACACCAUCACAAAAGACAUAGAACUGAAACCCAUGAACACCUCUGCCAACGCUCUGGUUUGGACAGCUAAUGACUAUACAGACGGUGAUGCUAGGGUGGAACAGCUAGCUGCCAAGUUCAAGAGUGCUGAUCUAGCAGGGACCUUCAAGAGAACCUUCAUGGAAUGUCAGAGUCGCAUGCGUCAAGAAGACUUCUCCCAGUCUUCAAGAAUUGCUGAGCUUUCUAAACCAAGCAAUCCCUUGGUGUUCUUCACUAUUGCUGCUGAUGGUGAGGUCAUGGGCAAGAUCACCAUGGAGCUGUUUGCUCACAUUGCUCCUAAAACUGCAGAAAACUUCAGAGUUUUGUGCACUGGAGAGAAGGGCUUUGGCUACCGCAGUUCUGUUUUCCACAGGAUAAUCCCUGAUUCCAUAUGCCAGGGUGGUGAUAUUACCAACCAGGAUGGCACUGGUGGAAAGUCCAUCUACGGAGGCAAGUUUGAGGAUGAGAAUUUUGACGUAAGACACACUGGAGCAGGUCUGCUCUCUAUGGCUAAUCGUGGCAGAGACACUAACAACUCUCAGUUUUUCAUCACCCUGAAGAAAGCUGAGCAUUUAGACUUCAAGCAUGUUGCUUUUGGCUUUGUCAAAGAUGGAAUGGAUGUUGUGAAACAAAUGGGAGAGCUGGGCUCUAAAAGUGGUAAACCGAGUAAAAAGAUAACAGUGAUGGAGUGUGGACAGCUGUAAUCAUCAAAUUAUUUGAUCGUGUGUGUGUUUCAUUUUCCCUGUCAUCUCUGAUAACUUAGAAUCUCUUCACAUCAGGCAUGUACCAGAAAGAUGACCAAAGGGGAGAAAAACUCAUACAAAUUUUACUUUAUAUUUGCUGGGAGUAUAAAAAUAUUUUUUGUUGAUGUGAUGGCACUGAUGAGACAUUUGCUCAGAAUGCAUCAGGAAAGCUGCUUUGUGAUUACUGAGUACAUUUUAAUCAGUAAAACUUUUUUGUCUUUAUACACUUCCUUAAUAAAAUGUAAAGUUUGUACAGCCGGCGCUGCCAUUGUUUCCUGACCAUUGUAAUUGUCAAAACUAUAUGGAUAAGUGCUCUGCAUGUUCUAAUAAAUACAUCUUUUGUAAAAUCAGACUCUGGAGAUAGAAUGCUACAGAAUUGGACUAAAAAGCUACUCCCAUCUCAAUGCUCAUUUUUAUAAGCGUAUUUCAGGGGUUUUGUUUGUUUGUUUUUUAAGUCAAUUUGACAUUUUCUGUUUGGUUUUUUUUGCCAGUAAUAAAGGAUUAAAUCAAACUUUUGUGAACUGAAA
Molecule: messenger RNA, 9717 nt
Organism: Electrophorus electricus (electric eel)
Lineage: Eukaryota; Metazoa; Chordata; Actinopteri; Gymnotiformes; Gymnotidae
Gene: ranbp2
Product: RAN binding protein 2
Biological process (GO): late endosome to Golgi transport; protein peptidyl-prolyl isomerization
Cellular component (GO): Golgi apparatus; nuclear pore; cytoplasm
Molecular function (GO): peptidyl-prolyl cis-trans isomerase activity; protein binding; GTPase activator activity
Source: RefSeq, a predicted model, not a curated record